CGUACCUCCUCACUCUAGCGACUCCGCCUUUCCCUUCUGCUCAAAGCCGUUUUCUCCUUCGCGGUCAAAAGCCUUCCCAAUUCCUGCUUCACCCAUGGCCUCACACUCACAGCACAAGCACCCAUGGUUUCUCCUCUCCGUUUUCCUUAUCCUGCUUCUCUCAGAACAAUGGAUUAUGCAACCGGAGGCUCGUCUCCAUACUCGCCACCUUAAAUUUUCGCCAAAGAAACUGUUCGUUUUUGGCGACUCUUACGCGGACACCGGAAACAUCCGAAGAGGAGUAUCUAAGGUCUGGAAAGAGCCUUAUGGAACUACCUUUCCGGGCAAACCAGCCGGUCGGUUCUCCGACGGAAGAGUCAUCACCGACUACAUCGCCAAGUAUCUGAAAUUGAAAUCGCCAUUGCCUUACGGAAUGCUAAAAGAACAUCCACAUCAUGUCAAAUAUGGGAUAAACUUUGCUUUUGGUGGAACCGGUGUUUUCAAUACCUUAGUUCCAGGGCCAAACAUGACCACCCAGAUCGAACAAUUUGAAAGCCUCAUCAAUUACAAUGUAUUCAACAAAUCCGACCUUGCCGACUCCGUUGCCCUCGUCUCCCUCGCCGGGAAUGAUUACAGUAACUUCUUGGCCACCUAUGGCUCCAUCAAUGGCAUAUCGUCUUUUGUUGGGCUAGUGGUGAAUCAGACGGCUGUCAAUAUACUACGGAUUCAUAAGUUGGGAGUAAAGAAAAUUGCAUUGACUUCCCUACCACCUCUUGGAUGCGUUCCUGAGAUCACAGCCUCAUCCUCAUACAGAGCAUGCAACGAUACUUAUAACAUACUCGUCUCGAUUCAUAACAGCUGCUUACUGGAUGCAGUAGAGAAGUUGAACGGAGAAAGCAAGAAGAAUUCAAGCUUCGUGAUGCUUAACCUUUACGAGAGUUUCUUGUCAGUACUGAAUGACACCAAAAGACAAAAUAGCAGUAGGAUGGAGAAGACGUUUAGGCCAUGUUGCGCUGGAGUGAGCAGUGAGUAUUCGUGUGGGAGUGUGGACGACAAGCAGGUCAAGAAGUAUAGGGUUUGCCAGGAUCCCAGAGCAUCUUUCUUCUGGGACACGGUUCAUCCCACACAAGCUGGCUGGCAUGCCGUCUAUAACAGACUGCGAAACACCUCUGAUCUUCGACAGCUUCACUACUGAACGAGGUUUAUGUCGGUAGCCAGCUUGUGUCGGCCGUUUUUUAGGGGUAUUUAAUGAAUUGCGGUUGGGUAAUGGAACUGGUUUUGGUUUUACGGGUGAUUUGCCUGUCAUGCUUCAUGUGCUGAACUUAUGUAAUGUGAAAUCUAGUUCGCGGCAAUUAUGGAUCAGACGAUUGAUUCGCAUUCAGAGAGGGAAACGGAUUCUCAGCUCAUCAUCAGUCAUCAGGAUGAUGCUCCUGCUUUGCUGGAAAAUUUCAACCGUCCACUAAUCUGACGCAUACCAUUGCGGCUUGCGCUGUAUACCUAGAAAAAUAGAAACAUGAUAUGUCAUGAUCGCAGUAUUGAAUUGGUGCGGCAAUUUCUUUAAAAUUA
Molecule: messenger RNA, 1545 nt
Organism: Neltuma alba
Lineage: Eukaryota; Viridiplantae; Streptophyta; Magnoliopsida; Fabales; Fabaceae
Product: GDSL esterase/lipase At5g03610-like
Exons: 4
Coding region: 95-1174 (359 amino acids)
Molecular function (GO): hydrolase activity, acting on ester bonds
Source: RefSeq, a predicted model, not a curated record